GCCCCUCCACCAGCUGGCCCUCUCUGUGUCCCGCCCCUUCUCUCUGCAUGCCCUUUAACCUUCCUGCCUUGGUAUAUAUAGUCUUUGUGACUAUCAGAGUUCUCCUGGCAGCCAUCAUGAAGGGUACAGUCUUGAUCUGCUGUUUCCUCUCCCUGCUGCUUUUGCAGGCCACAGCAGGUAAGAGUUUUGAUGAAGAAGUGGAAGAUUUCACCACCGUCCUCAGAGACAGAUCUCACAUCGACGAGACGCUGCGACUUGCAACUGAGGAAAAAGCAGGAGACUAUGCAGCGGCUCUGGAGAGGUUGCGGAAGAUCUACCACACGUCCAUCAAGCCGAUGGAGCAGGCCUACAAAUACAAUGAGCUGAGGCAGCACGAGAUUUCAGAUGGAGAGAUUACCUCUAAACCCAUGGUGCUGUUCCUGGGACCCUGGAGUGUAGGAAAGUCCUCCAUGAUCAAUUACCUCCUGGGCAUGCACGACAGCCCCUAUCAGCUUUACACAGGAGCUGAGCCUACUACCUCUGAGUUCACUGUAAUUAUGCACGGGGAGAAGAUCCGCUCUGUUGAGGGUAUUGUUAUGGCAGCAGACAGCUCUCGGUCCUUCUCUCCCCUGGAGAAGUUUGGCCAAAACUUCUUGGAAAAGCUGAUUGGUAUUGAGAUGCCCCACAAGCUGCUGGAACGUGUGACUUUUGUGGACACACCAGGAAUCAUUGAGAACAGGAAGCAGCAGGAGAGAGGCUAUCCUUUCAAUGAUGUUUGCCAGUGGUUCAUAGACCGUGCUGACCUGAUCUUCGUGGUGUUUGAUCCCACCAAGCUGGACGUUGGCCUGGAGCUGGAGAUGCUCUUCCGGCAGUUGAAGGGUCGUGAAUCCCAGAUUCGCAUCAUCCUAAACAAGGCUGACAACCUGGCCACCCAGGACUUAAUGAGAGUCUAUGGAGCGCUCUUUUGGAGCUUAGCUCCUCUCAUCAAUGUGACUGAACCCCCCCGCGUCUACGUCAGCUCUUUCUGGCCAUAUGACUAUGCCCCUGACACCAGCCGUGAGCUCUUCAAGCGAGAAGAGAUCUCCCUCCUGGAAGAUCUGAAUCAGGUGAUUGAAAACCGCAUGGAAAACAAAAUCGCCUUCAUCCGGCAACAUGGCAUCCGCGUGCGCAUCCACGGCCUGCUGGUAGACCGCUACGUCCAGACCUUUAAAGAGAAGAUGAGCUUCUUCAGUGACCCUGAUCUAGUCUUCAAGGAGAUUGUGGACGACCCAGACAAGUUCUACAUUUUCAAAUCCAUCCUAGCCAAGACCAAUGUCAGCAAGUUUGACCUGCCCAACCGCGAUGCUUACCGUGACUUCUUUGGCAUUAAUCCAGUCACCAACUUCAAGCCCCUGACGGCUCAGUGCUCUUACAUGGGAGGCUGUCUGCUGGAUAAGAUUGAGAGGGCAAUCACCAAUGAGCUGCCUGCCCUUCUGAGCAGCAUUAACUCUGGCAAGCAGCCUGGCCUGUCCUCCUGUGAGGCCACUGGUUGUGGUGAAAAGCCAAAGAAUCGUUAUCGGAAGAACUGAGGAAAACACAAUAACUUGAGUGGGGGAAGUAAGAAGAGAAAGUGUCUGAUGGAAGCCAACCCUGUUUUUGUCAGAAUGCCUGUAUUGUUGAGGAGACAGAAGAGAGGAGAUUAGUGUUUGUUUUUUUCCUCAGGAGAAUAUGGGGAGGUGCAUUUAGGAACCAUGGGAAUGAGGCAGAUAGAGGGAGGGAAGGGUCAUUGUUUGAUAAGGCAGCUUAAGGACACAAGUGCUGAAGAAAUGAGAACAUGCCACUGAUCACUGAGUUUCGUUUAAAUACACGCCCUCCUCUCUCCCUUGCACAAUCACAGUGGACUGUCUGGAAUUUUUGGGGGAUUGGGGAAGUGAUGAUGUGAUGAAACACAGACACAGAAAAAAUAAAAAUUUAAAAUCCCAAGACUGAAAACAAUCAAAUACCAGCUCCCUUGUAUGUGAAUAAAACGGGAAAAGUGGAAACAGGAGUUACAAAUUUGUGUUGUAAAAUCUUGAGAAUUACAUUGCAGAAAGUCAAUUCCAUAAGCUUCAGAAGCUGUUUUUUAAGUAGCCAUUUUGUGGGUGCUAUACAAAGCGUCUGUAUUUGGGAAAUCUGCUUUUGACAUAAAUAGAACAUUAACAUUGCAUGUUAGGUGUCACGUCGUAUUAAACAAAUGCAUGCAUUUCCUUCUAACAUAAAGUUUAAGUAAUAUUUCCUCAUUUAACUGAAACUAGAACCCUGCCAUGCAACAAAUACGGCCUUUUUUCUUAGUUUUG
Molecule: messenger RNA, 2294 nt
Organism: Micropterus dolomieu (smallmouth bass)
Lineage: Eukaryota; Metazoa; Chordata; Actinopteri; Centrarchiformes; Centrarchidae
Gene: srlb
Product: sarcalumenin
Exons: 6
Coding region: 48-1547 (499 amino acids)
Molecular function (GO): GTP binding
Source: RefSeq, a predicted model, not a curated record